Messenger RNA from Leguminivora glycinivorella, 1094 nucleotides. Its product is annotated as arrestin domain-containing protein 17-like. Gene Ontology annotation, biological process: protein transport. Bases 166 to 1062 code for a protein of 298 amino acids. The record is from RefSeq and is a predicted model, not a curated record. The transcript is spliced from 6 exons. Lineage: Eukaryota; Metazoa; Arthropoda; Insecta; Lepidoptera; Tortricidae. Gene Ontology annotation, cellular component: cytoplasm.
UACUGUCGAAUCUACCUCAAUAUUUUUACGUAAUUAUCGGUUAUCUUGAUAACUUUAAUCAUAACAAGAUAAAAUAAAACAGAUCUAAUUUAUUCGUGGCGAUGAAAGUGUUGAAUACUCGAUGGAUAUUUAACUAUUUAGCUUAGGAUUAGGAUAACUAAUAUAAUGCCUUGGCAGUCUUGUGAUAUUAUUUUUAACAGUGGUUCAACUGAUUGUUUCUAUGCUGGAGAUAUUAUAACUGGGACUGUUGUAGUGAACUUUCAGCAGAAACAGAAAAUAGAAAGGUUUAAUCUCGAUGUCGUUGGAAUCAGUAAGGCGUCAUGGACCAGACCAAUGCCAACUAUUCCGUAUAUAAAAGUAUAUUCAGACACUGGAGUCGUUCUUAAUAUCAACAGUGAUAUAUUCCCUGAACUGCAAGGAAAAACUAUAGUGCCUGGGACUUAUAUACACCCAUUUUAUUUUUCACUGCCGCCAGACUUACCAUCAUCGUUUAAAAGUUCCAUAGCAAAAGUAUUUUAUUUCAUCAAAGUGCAAUGCAAAGCAGCUUACAAAUUCAAAAAGAAAACUUCUGCGCCAUUUAAUGUUUUGAGGAAUGUAGAUGUCAAUCACUUAGAUGAAUUUUUGGUCCCCACAUUUACAGAAAUGCAUAAAAUAUUUUGGGACUCGACAAAACUCUCAAUGCAAUUGCAGACCCAUACUGGUUUUGCACCAAAUCAAAUAGUAUCAUUUGAAGUAAUGAUAUGUAAUGAGAGCAGAGUUAAAUUAUCAAAGCUCAGCAUCACGUUAGUACGAGAAAUAGAAUAUAAUGUAUCUUCAGGAUACUUAAAGCAGGAGAAAAAGGUAGAGAACGUUACAUGGAACAAAUUUAAAAACGAAGAAAAAGAAGUUUGUAACUUAAGUAUGAAAAUACCACCGACCAACCCAUCAAGCAACUAUUCUAUGAUUAAAAUCGAAUAUAAAUUCUCGGUAACCUUGGAUUUUCCAUACCAUUUUUCAGUACAUAAGGAGAUACCUGUGACAAUUUCUACAGUUCCCGUUAUGCAUGUAGAACUAUUUAAGUAGUUUAUUUCAUUAAAUAUAUUUAAUAUAAUAGU